This is a messenger RNA of Cyphomyrmex costatus, 1456 nucleotides long. RefSeq lists its product as uncharacterized. Lineage: Eukaryota; Metazoa; Arthropoda; Insecta; Hymenoptera; Formicidae. The record is from RefSeq and is a predicted model, not a curated record. The transcript has 5 exons. Bases 125 to 1288 code for a protein of 387 amino acids.
GAGAAACUUGAAGAGCACGCGUGUGGAUCAUUGAACAGUAGUUAGUACAGCGUUGUGUUUUUGCGGGCCGGCGUGGAAUAUGUCAUUGAUCUGAAUAAGCUGUUAGCACGCGCGAUCGCGCAAUAUGUCUUUAUGCUUUCGCACGUUGCCUGGCCGGCUGUCGUCGCUCGUAAGCGGCGGCGGCGGCCGAAAAACGCCGUCAAAGCUCGAUCGUAAUCAGCUGCAAAAGAACAUCGAAUCGUCCGCCUUCUUGAAGCAGUUCUUGGGUACACAGAGAACACUAUCUGUAAGAGCAAACACUACAGGAAAGUCAAUACCUUUUGCAGGAUGUACAUUGCCUUCAAAUUUAUCGCUAGCUCAUUUUGACAUUCACAAUCAAUGGAAUGAAAAGCUAGUCAAACGAUAUUCUGAUGAUGAGAGCAAAAAUACAAUGAUGUAUUGGGUCCAAAGCCCACAUAGGCUACAUGACUCGCAAAGGCUUAGCACUGCCUUCUCACAAGGCAGGAAUCACAUAGUUCCUGUAGGAAUUACCCCAAACAAUGUUAAAACGUUUCCGGUACAAAAUGUUAUAAGAAAUAAUAAAGAUAAUUCAUUUCUAUGUAAUAAUAAGAUGAUUUCUUUAAAAAGUUUACACAGUAAUCAAAAAACAAAUAUUGACAAAAAUAUCGUAUUUAUUUCUGAUGAUACAAGUAUUCUAAAAAUGAGCUCGCAACAAUCACCACAAGAAACCGAUGGUAAACCAUCGCAGGAACAACUGCAAUCCGUAGUUGAUUGUCUUAAUCAAGAUUUACCACAGCUAUUUGUGAAACCUCUAAAUUUUUCAAUAUAUUCUGAUGAUAUAGUUUUUAUCAACAAUAUUAGAGGAGUAACAACAAGGGGGCUUAACAACUAUGUGAAACAAUUAAUGCUGGUUAGGCUAGUUGGUCACAUAAAGUUUGCAUUUGUCAAAUUAGAUAUCAUAAAGAUAACAAUGCAUCCUGAAACUGAUACCAUUCAGGUUCGUUGGCGUAUACGAGGUGUCACGGGCUGGAAAGUGUUCACUAUGUUUUGGAAAUAUAAAAUCUGGAAAAUGCAAGAUGCUAUAAGUACCAAUCAGGAUGUAUGGUACGAUGGCUUCUCUACUUUUCAUGUUAAUGCUAAUGGAAAAAUCUAUAAGCAUAUUGCGGACAAGAUGAUGCCCGAUCAGGAUACAGUGGUGAAAAAAGAAGAUCUACGUAUUGCACCGAAAUUAGCGCUAUUUACAGGUCUCGCAAGCAUAUUUGGUAGCAACGAAGAGUCUAUGGAUUAAGUACCAUUAAAAUUGUUAUCACUGCCAGCUACUCGAAUUAUAUGAUUUUAUUCAAAUUGUUACAACAAACAGAACAAUGCUUUUUGCACGCAUCAAUUUGUAUGUUGCUGGCGUAUCAAUUUUGUUGCAAAUACAUCCUUACGAUAUGAUGAUCAGUAGUAAAUAAGA